This is a messenger RNA of Drosophila obscura, 1144 nucleotides long. Its product is annotated as venom allergen 3-like. The record is from RefSeq and is a predicted model, not a curated record. Lineage: Eukaryota; Metazoa; Arthropoda; Insecta; Diptera; Drosophilidae. The transcript is spliced from 2 exons. Bases 99 to 947 code for a protein of 282 amino acids.
UUUGACAGUGUUUAACUUUUCGAAAAUCAGACAAGUACUCACUCGUGUUUAAUUUUAGUUUUUUGUUUUACUAUAAAUUUCGCGUUCAGUUAAGCAGAAUGCUCCUGGUACUCUUGGGGAUGAUGCCACUCCUGCCGCACAUAUCCGCCUAUAACUAUUGCCACAAUGAAAGCCAUUCCUGCAUUGCGGCCAACAAGCUUCACUUCAUGUGCCGCCUGGAUGCAGAGCUGCCGCCCGUUGCCACUUACAGGGGCACCAUUCCCGACACCAAGCUGAUGCAUAGGAUAAUACUGAAGCUGAUAAACGGCUAUCGGGACAGGUUGGCCAGCGGCUUCCUGGAGACGCGCAACAAGAAAAUGUUUCCCGCUGCCAAACGAAUGCGUGAGCUCAUCUGGGACCAAGAGCUGGGCUACAUGGCCCGCAGCCAUGUCGCCACAGUGUCGUUCAAACACUCAGAGUGCCGGUCCACCCAGCGGUUUCCGAUGGCAGGCGAGGCGCUGGGUGUUGUGGGCUCCACAACCGAUAAGCGCAGCAUAUUCCAGAUAUUGAAGUUGAACUUCGAUCGGAUGUUCGAUGAACACCUAUUUGUGGAGGAUCCCGAGUCGCUCGUAUCAUACUUCGAUGCCAGCAUACACAUGGAUGCCGGGCACUUCUGUACCUUAAUUAGCGAUCGCAUUUCGCGUGUGGGCUGUGGUGUCGCUAUGGCCACAGACUGCGGUUACGAUAAGUCCAAGGGGCAUUGUCACUUCAUAACCUGCCACUUUGACUUUACCAAUAUUCACGGUUCGUAUGUGUAUAAGGAUGGAUCACCAGCCAGCGAUUGCCAGAUCUGGGGGGCGGAUCCCAGCAAGGAAUAUCAGCAUCUCUGUGGCAACGAGCAGGGAAUAUUCGAGCAGGAUCAUGGCGAUGAGGACUUGAGUAAUAAAACAAAAGUCAAGGGUGUUUAAUGCACAUAUAUUCUGUAUUCUGUAUGCUAUGAUUUUUGUUGUUGCACGAGUACCAAAGCUCAAGCGUAACAUUCGAAAUACAAUUUUUGUACAAUUCCUACGAUCCUUUUUCAAAUUGAACUAACAUUGACCAGGCCUGUUCGGUUCGAUUCGGUUCGUUUGGUUUGCGAUUUCAUUUGUGAUUUAAAUACACAUUU